AUGUCACAUUUCAGCUUUGAAACUGAAGUGAAUAAUCUCCUGAGACUCGAUGCCCCUAUGAGUCGAGGACCAGCACCCCGAUGGCAGAAAAAAUCGACUGAGCGUCGACGUUCUAGUUCAGGUCCAUCCACGCCGCUUCGCAACUCCUUCAGGCUAAAUUCAAGCAAGACUCCGUCAAAGACGCCGAAAUCAUUGAAGAAGACGCCAGGAAAAGCCAAGACCCCAUCCGAAGACAGAUUCAUUCCUAACCGAAGUGCUAUGAACUUUGAAGCGAACUAUUAUAAAAUGGUUUCAGCUGAUCGCGAGAACGAAGAAAACGAGUGCGAAAGUCCUUCGAAAGUCGAGUUCAAGAAGAACAUGGCUGAAAACCUGGGUGGAAACGAAGCGAAUACCAGGAUUCUUGCUUUCAAGAAUAAAGCUCCAACACCAAGAGAAGGUACCUUUAAAUGAGAAUAUUUAAAAUUCAGUUUAUAGUAAGCGAUCGAGNAAGACGCCGAAAUCAUUGAAGAAGACGCCAGGAAAAGCCAAGACCCCAUCCGAAGACAGAUUCAUUCCUAACCGAAGUGCUAUGAACUUUGAAGCGAACUAUUAUAAAAUGGUUUCAGCUGAUCGCGAGAACGAAGAAAACGAGUGCGAAAGUCCUUCGAAAGUCGAGUUCAAGAAGAACAUGGCUGAAAACCUGGGUGGAAACGAAGCGAAUACCAGGAUUCUUGCUUUCAAGAAUAAAGCUCCAACACCAAGAGAAGGUACCUUUAAAUGAGAAUAUUUAAAAUUCAGUUUAUAGUAAGCGAUCGAGGGUUUAUGCAUAUGCAAGCUCGUGGAUCCUAUUGUAAACUAACAAGACUUGCUUAUUGUUUGGUUUAACAAGAAUUUCACAACCAUAUCACCGAUCCGAUGAACUUUUAAAUUUCAGAAGUGUUCUAAUGUAUCAAUUACUUGUCGAUUAGACUAUCACUAAUCAUAAAACGGGUCGAUUUGUAUUUUAGGCCAUUUGAAUGAUCUUCGAGUCCUGUACAGCCAAAACAAGACUCCAGCAACAUCGACGAAGAAAAAUGCCAGACAUAUUCCACAGAUCCCUGAAAGGAUCCUAGAUGCACCUGAUCUCAUUGACGAUUAUUGUAAGUUGAGUUCUGUCAUCGUUCCUCCUCGCGAAACGUCCCCACCGGCGACGAGCGAGGAGAAACGGCUGUUUUCGCAGGCUACUUGUCUCUUUACUAGCAUAGUUUUUUGUUCUGCUUUUUGUUAGCCCCAAAAUGCAUGCGCUGUCACAAUUUUCGAAGUACACCCAACUUUAUACUGCUGAAGAGAAUUGUGAUUGAUUUACCCACAGAGACAACUCGCUUACAUCACACAUUUGUAUCGUUGCUGUCAUUGCUUAUUUUUAUUUUUGUUCCUCUCCUUCUAAACUUGGUCAAAAUAAAGAUUAAGUGCUGUUCACUUUUUACUGAUUGCUCACAUGUUCUAAAGUUUAUUCAGGUUUAUUGUGAUUGAAUAGAUUAGAUUACAAUAUGUGGCAAAAAAAGCGGAAAUACGGUUGCUAUGAGAUAUACAUGUAAAAACAGCGUUAUUUUAUCAUUUAAAUGUGAUUGCUUAAUUUAUGACUUGGGAGAUUGUGUUACUUUAUCAUAAAGUUCUUGAGGAGGUAUCUGUUUCUGUUGGGGCAUGAACUUGCUGACUCAUUUCGCUCAUUUCAAUACUUUCAGAUUUAAACCUACUGGACUGGAGCUGUAACAAUCACCUUGCGGUAGCACUGGGUGGCUUUGUGUAUCUCUGGAACGCUGUGUCAGGUGACAUAGUCCAGCUUUGUCAAACUGUGACACCUGAAUGUUAUAUUGGCUCUGUAGCUUGGAUCAAAGAAGGGAAUUACAUUGCCUUAGGAGACAGUGAUGGGGUGGUCCAGGUUGGUGUCUUUAUAAUAAUUAUUUCUUAACAUUUAAAUCAUGGAUCAAGUUUGCCACAGUCAGGGAAAAAUCAAGGGAAAACAAUACCAGACCAUUUGGAAAAACAAUAAUUUUUUAAGGUCAGGGAAUAUCUUUGAUAGUGUCAAAGUCAGUGAAAAGUCAGGGAAUUCUAUUUUCAUUGCACACAAAUCUGCUGAAAGGUGUAAAGGAUUUUAAAAUGGAGACAAAUUUUGGUGGUCUGCAAAAAGAAAUAAGCAAGUGUAAAAAAGGAUUUUUUGUUUAAUAUUACUCACCUAAUUCAAGGCCUGUGAAAAUUUUCCUAGAGGUUUGGGAAAGGUUAGGAAAUUUUUUAGUUUCUAAUGAACAGCAACCCUGUGUAUGUGCGAAAUAAUUUUAUGUACAAAAAUACUGGAAAGUACUGCUAUGCAGAGAACAUGCUUAUGAGGUUAAUAAUUUUAAAAUGAACGCAGUUUAUGCAAUUGUAUAUUAAGAAGCGUGAAAAAAUUGAGGACUUCAGGAUUCAAACCCAUGACUUCACGAUACCAGUGCAACGCUCUAACCAACUAAGCUAUGAAGCCACUGAUGCUGGUCAAUAAUUAUGUGUUCAUGUUCCCGUGAAAGAGAUGAGCCGGAGCCGCGAGAAGGGUGGGUGUACAAGUCGCGUGGUGGCGCAAAGAAUUAGUACCCCCAGCAUAAGAAUUCCAGCAGCUAUGCUGGCUACCGGUAUACUAAAUCCUUGUUGAAAUUGACAGUUGUGGGAUGUGGAGGCGCAGAAAAAAUUAAGAAGCAUGGCUGGUCAUUCUGCCCGUGUUGGAUGCCUCUCUUGGAAUUCUUUCAUACUCUCAAGGUAAGAUUCCUGGAAUUUGUUAAAUUUAUUAUUUCAGAGGUUUGAGAGGACUGUUGAUUGUUGGAACAUUCUAUUGCAGUUUGACAAAAAAAAAUUAUGCUUUUUUACAAGUUGACAUUACUUAGACACUUGAGAAAGAGAAAUACCAUUAAAAUAGUAUUUUCGUAUGCAGUGCAGGCUAAGUGUUCAGCCUGUUGAAUCUGUGUACAGUGCCUUGGGAAUGUAGUCUAAAUCAUUAGCAAUGAAAGCUAACAAAAUUUUCCUAUCAAUUUGUUUUUAGUGGCAGCAGAAGUGGAGCUAUUCAUCAUCACGAUGUUCGUGUAGCAGACCAUCACGUUGCUACUCUUGCCAGACAUUCCCAAGAAGUGUGUGGUCUGAAGUGGUCUCCUGACGGGAAGUACCUUGCUAGUGGUGGUAAUGACAACCUGCUACUGAUCUGGGAUGCCAGUGUGAACACAAUCAGCAACAGUAAUACACCUCUGUAUACAUUUAACCAACACCAGGCUGCUGUCAAGGUGGGUAACCUGUGCAAACCCUUUUCAAGUACAGUAAAGUUAUUUUAUUUUACAGAGAUGACUUGACCUUCUGGAACUGCCACUCAGUAAGCACCUGUUUACCCUUAGCUUUAGGCCCCAAGAGUGACCAACAUCAAGAGAAAAAGGUUGUGAGAACUUAAUAAAUGAAAUGAUCGCCAAUAAAAAAGGACAAUGCUUUGAUUUUUCAUCAAAUUCUCUCAACAAUAUCCUUAAGAAAUUGUAUGAAGAUCACUCUGGAGAAUUUUGUUGUGGAUGUUGGUGACUGGUUAGCUCAAUUGGUUGGGUACAGCGUGCAAAGCAAGUAGUGUCCGAUAGCCCGGGGCUAGCGAAUUCUGUUCUUAACUUGCCCAAAGGACAAGUGAAGUAUUUUGAAGAAUUCAACUUACAGAAGAACUGUGAAAUCAUUUCUGCUCAUCAAAAAAUUUUAGGGGCUAGUUGAAAUGCUGUUUGGGCCAAUAAAAGCUAGCUUCAGCUUGCCCAAAUGGCAAGCUGUAAAAAUGACUUUCUUUGCACCCCGGGGUACCAAACUUUAGAGAUGAGGGCCCAAGUUCCAUUCUUGGCCAGACAAACAUUCAUCCUUUCAAAUUAAUGUGGUGUCUUUCUUUUACACUAGGCUCUUGACUGGUGUCCAUUUCAACGAAACGUACUGGCUAGUGGUGGUGGAACGGCUGAUCGUCACAUAAGGUUCUGGAAUGUUGGUGCAGGGAAUUGCCUUAACAGUAUUGACACUCAUUCACAGGUAAAGAUACAUACUACUAAACAUUUGAGUUAAAUUUGACGUUGAUGGCUCGAAAUUUUUCAGCUUUUACUACGUCUUAUUAAGAUAUUUUCUUACACCGUGAAAUAAUAUGAAUAGCCUCUAAAUCUCAAGGAGUACCAAUCCAGUAUAUGAAAAACAAUUUUUGUGUAAGGCCUUUUAUGGCUUUGAUAUACAUAUUUUUUGACUACCUGAGAUGUAGAAAAGCAUUCAUCUCAUGCUAGCUGGUACCUCUCCUCGCCUCCACUUUCUCAUCAUUGCUCAUUUUGGGCUCAUUAAACUAGCCUGCGAGCAAGCUCUCUGGGGCGCUCUGGCGGCAGGGUGGGAAAAGGAAGGAGAGCUUACAACUACAUCUCUAGAAUUUGCAUUCCACCUCCAAUUCCCCUGUGGCUCCCCCUCAACUGAGCUGUCAGAUUUCUGCCAAUCAGCGUGAAGCGGAAACGAGCGUGAACGUAAAAAAAAAUAUUGAAAAACAUGUGCCUUUGGGUAAUGACGUCAUUACUAAUGUCAUCUCUGCCAAUCAGCGUUUCGCAUUGACUUUUUUGGUGCAGAUAUUCAAAUUCCAGAGAUGUAGUUGCAAGCUCCCCUUUCUUUUUCCCUCCCCGCCGCCACAGCCACAGAGAGCUUGCUCACAGGCUAUUUUUUAACCUGAAUAGUAAACUGUCAAUUUCUACCAAGCAAACAGUUGGGGAUUCCCAGCAUAAUACAGUACAUGUUUGACUGUACUUAACAAUGAAUUGCUUCCAUUUUUAUACUUUUUUUCUUUUAUAAUUUUUUCUUUCUCAUUUAUCAUGAGUCUUCUUUUGACACCCAUAGGUGUGUUCCAUUUUGUGGUCAAAAGAAUAUAAAGAACUAGUCUCAAGUCAUGGUUAUGCACAAAACCAACUGACAGUUUGGAAGUAUCCAUCAAUGGUGAAAGUAACAGAGCUAACUGGACACUCAUGCCGCGUCCUUCACAUGGCUAUGAGCCCAGAUGGACAGACAGUUGUUUCAGCUGCGGCAGAUGAGACACUCAGACUUUGGAAGUGUUUUGCUACAGAUCCUGUUAAAAAGAAGACAAAGCCUAAUCCAACAAGUAGCUCAUUAGUGCAUCGAGGAAUUCGCUGA
Porites evermanni is the source of this 5148-nucleotide messenger RNA. The record is from the annotation of a GenBank genome assembly. Lineage: Eukaryota; Metazoa; Cnidaria; Anthozoa; Scleractinia; Poritidae.